CGUAGUCUUUCUUCCUGUUCCAUCAAUGAUCUACACUCCAGCUCAGCAGGUGGCGGGAAUGCACCUUUUAAGUGGGUUUGUCAACCGCCAUAAAAAAGAAGAAGAAGAACUCGCCACCGAUCCCUACCAUGUUCACUACCCAGUGAGCGUCUGUAGCUAUUGCUACUGUCCUGUCCUGAACAUACACAGCAAUGCCAACCUAAAUAUGGGAUAUCGCUGAAUCAUCUCUGCUGUACGGUGGCCUGGGACUCAUGCCGGGCACUACAGGCAGGAAACAUGCAGCAGAAGCGCAACAUUCAGAUCAUAGAAUGGGAGGACUUGGACAAACGCAAGUUCUACUCCUUUGGAGUCUUCAUGACCAUGGCUAUCCGCACCACAGUCUACCCGGCCACACUGAUCCGCACCAGGCUGCAGGUUCAGAAGGGGAAGUCUCUCUACACUGGGACCUACGAUGCCUUCCGAAAGAUUCUGAGAGCUGAUGGUCUGAGAGGACUUUACAGGGGCUUCAUGGUGACCACGUUCACACUCAUAUCAGGCCAGGCGUACAUAACCACCUACGAACUGGUAAGGAAAUAUGUCUCCAACUAUUCUAAAGACAAUACACUGAAAUCAUUGGUGGCGGGAGGCUCGGCGUCACUGGUGGCCCAGAGCAUUACUGUUCCCAUAGAUGUCAUAUCGCAGCAGCUCAUGAUGCAGGGCUAAGGGGAGCAUCUGACCCGCUUUAAAGUGAAACCCAAAAUUGGAGCAAAGCACGCCGUAUUUUUUGGUCAGACAAGAGACAUUAUUGGGCAAAUAUUUGCUGCGGAUGGCAUUCGUGGCUUUUAUCGAGGAUAUGUGGUGUCUCUCCUCACAUACAUCCCCAACAGUGCUGUUUGGUGGCCGUUUUACCACUUCUAUGCAGAACAGUUGUCUAAGAUGGCUCCCAGUAGCUGCCCUCAUCUAGUGCUGCAGGCAGUGGCGGGACCUCUGGCAGCUGCCACUGCCUCCACUGUCACCAACCCCAUGGAUGUCAUCAGGGCCCGGGUUCAGGUGGAGGGCAGGACAUCAGUCACUGGGACCUUUAACCAGCUGAUCAGAGAGGAAGGAUUCUGGGGGAUGACCAAAGGCCUCUCUGCUCGCAUCAUAUCCUCAGCACCCACAGCAAUAGUCAUGGUGGUUGGUUAUGAAACUCUCAAAAAGCUCAGUUUGCGUCCAGAGCUGGUUGACUCCCGACAUUGGUAAAAAAAAAAAACAGCAACAAAAAACCCUUACAGUAUCUGUCAUCUCCCCUAUGACUCCUUAACUACACCUUAUUUUCCAUUUUUGCCUUAUAAACCUCCUGCCUUGUGAUGCUUCAGUGGGACAGUGCUGAUUGCUUUCGGGUGAUUAUGAAAUAAUUUUUUUGUCUAAUAGGAACACUGCAGCUUUUGAGCUCUGUGUUACUGUCUGUCAAUGAGGGGAAUUGCUGCUCAGGUUUGUAAUCGUGUAAGAGGCACAAAAGUUUUUCUUAAAUGAUUUUUUU
Messenger RNA from Cyprinus carpio (common carp), 1501 nucleotides. It is a transcript of the gene slc25a44b, whose product is annotated as solute carrier family 25 member 44b. NCBI's taxonomy places the organism in Eukaryota, Metazoa, Chordata, Actinopteri, Cypriniformes, Cyprinidae. Gene Ontology annotation, biological process: branched-chain amino acid catabolic process; transmembrane transport. Gene Ontology annotation, cellular component: mitochondrion. The record is from RefSeq and is a predicted model, not a curated record. Gene Ontology annotation, molecular function: branched-chain amino acid transmembrane transporter activity.